UGCAAGCCAGCAGUAAGCCGCAGCAGGUCUUCCAGUUUAAGUCUUACAGUUGAAAGUGCUUUAGAAAGCUUUGAUUUCCUGAAUACCUCUGAUUUUGAUGAAGAAGAGGAUGGUGAUGAGGUUUGUAAUGUUGGAGGAGGUGCUGAUUCAGUAUUUUCAGACACUGAGACUGAAAAAAACAGUUACAGGUCAGUUCACCCGGAAGCCAGGGGGCACCUUAGUGAAGCGCUGACUGAAGACACAGGAGUUGGGACCAGUGUGGCAGGAAGCCCUCUCCCACUGACCACAGGAAAUGAGAGCCUGGACAUCACCAUCGUUAGGCACCUACAGUACUGCACCCAACUCGUUCAGCAAAUUGUUUUCUCAAGCAAAACCCCAUUUGUGGCAAGAAACCUCUUAGAGAAGCUUUCUAGGCAGAUCAAAGUGAUGGAGAAACUAGCAGCUGUCAGCGAUGAGAACAUAGGAAACAUCAGUUCUGUGGUUGAAGCCAUACCAGAGUUUCACAAAAAGCUGUCCUUGCUGUCAUUCUGGACCAAGUGCUGCAGCCCGGUUGGUGUCUACCACAGCUCAGCUGACAGAGUGAUUAAGCAGCUGGAGGCCAGCUUUGCCAGAACUGUCAACAAAGAGUAUCCAGGACUGGCAGACCCAGUGUUUCAAACCCUGGUGUCCCAGAUUCUGGACCGGGCUGAGCCUCUGCUUUCCUCCACCCUCUCCUCAGAAGUCAUCACCGUUUUCCAGUAUUACAGUUACUUUACCAGCCACGGUGUGAGCGACCUAGAGAAUUACCUGAGCCAGCUGGCCAGGCAAGUUUCCAUGGUUCACACUCUGCAAUCACUAAGAAAUGAAAAACUGCUACAGACCAUGAGUGCCCUUGUGCCUGGCACCCUCCCGGCCCAGCAGGAAGUACUCAGGACUUUGGCUUUGCUGUUAACCAGAGGCGACAACGAAGUUAGUGAGGCUGUGACACUUUACUUGGCAGCAGCCUCCAAAAAUGAGCAUUUCAGGGAAAAGGCUACUGAAAGCAUUAAAAUGCUGGUGACACUGUGUCAGUCUGAUACUGAAGAAAUCAGAAAUGUGGCCUCAGAAACCCUCUUGUCUCUUGGAGAAGACGGGAGGCUGGCAUAUGAACAGUUGGACAAAUUUCCUCGAGACUGUAUUAAAGUUGGAGGUCGUCACGGAGCCGAAGUUGCCACAGCCUUUUAAUUACAAGCUAACUCUGGUAACAGCCGUCAUAAUAUCUGGCUCUUUUCAUCAAGAUGGUGCUGUGAUUUAGCUAGAAAGUGUUUAGAACUUGAAGAGCCCUGCUGAGGUUGUCUGGAAAUUUAAUAUGUUAUAGAAAGAAUUCAAAGUCCACUUUCACAGUAUCUAUCUACUUUUCCUUUGGCCAAUAGAAUAGAGCUGUAUAUAAUUCUGUAGAUUACAUUGUUGGUUGUGUCUGAA
This is a messenger RNA of Galeopterus variegatus (Sunda flying lemur), 1440 nucleotides long. RefSeq names its product family with sequence similarity 65, member B (gene RIPOR2). The annotation marks the transcript as partial. The record is from RefSeq and is a predicted model, not a curated record. NCBI's taxonomy places the organism in Eukaryota, Metazoa, Chordata, Mammalia, Dermoptera, Cynocephalidae. The transcript has 8 exons.